Monoraphidium neglectum is the source of this 843-nucleotide messenger RNA. RefSeq lists its product as hypothetical. Lineage: Eukaryota; Viridiplantae; Chlorophyta; Chlorophyceae; Sphaeropleales; Selenastraceae. Gene Ontology annotation, molecular function: oxidoreductase activity. The record is from RefSeq and is a predicted model, not a curated record. Bases 1 to 843 code for a protein of 280 amino acids. The transcript is spliced from 7 exons.
AUGACUCAGAACGAGAAGCAGCACGUCAUAGGGCACGUCAAGGACGUGGGCGUCGACCCCGACAAUGAGAACCCCAACACGCGCAUCUACAUGACGCGCGCCGCCCAGCCGUGGCACGUGGACUCUGCGGACACCGUGGGGCUGCUGUGCCUGGCGGAGGCCAAGGAGGGCGGCGACAGCGCCUUUGCCAGCAGCUCGGCCAUCAUUAACAUCAUCCGGCAGGAGGAGCCCGAGCUGCUGCCGGUCCUCGCCGGCCCCUGGUACGUUGACCGUAAGGGGGAGCUGCUGCCUGGCCAGCAGCCUGUAUUUGACCAGCCCAUACUGCACUACCACAAGGGCCGCGUCCUAGUGGCUCUCCAUGACUCAUACUACCAGCUGGCGGCAGCCAAGUGGGGCGGCGUCGCAGUGCUGUCGCCGCAGCAGGAGCGGGCGAUUAGUAAGUUCCGUGAGGUUGCCGAGCGCCCUGGGGUGGCCAUCCACAUGCGGCUGUCACCCGGUGACGUGCAGUACAUCAACAACCACACCACGGUGCACAUGCGCACGGCGUACCGCGACUGGGAGGGCCCGGACCGCGCGAAGCGGCACCUGCUGCGCCUGUGGCUGGCGACCCCGCCGCCGCACAGCAUCCCCCUGCCGCUGUCCUACCGGCAUAUGUUCAAGCAGUGGAGCGCCGACGACCGCGGCCUGUCGCGGCGCUCGGAUGGCGGCUGGGAGUACGUCGGCGUCGUGCCGCUCGAGGCCGAGGUCGGGCAGGCGUUCAUACCCCCUGCGGCGCCGGCAGGGGCGGCAGGCCAGGCCGGCGGCGGCGCGGGGGACGGCGGCUCGGCGGCAGCGCCAGCGUGA